Rhinichthys klamathensis goyatoka is the source of this 858-nucleotide messenger RNA. It is a transcript of the gene tnfaip8l1, whose product is annotated as tumor necrosis factor, alpha-induced protein 8-like 1. Gene Ontology annotation, biological process: regulation of apoptotic process. The transcript has 2 exons. Gene Ontology annotation, cellular component: cytoplasm. The record is from RefSeq and is a predicted model, not a curated record. NCBI's taxonomy places the organism in Eukaryota, Metazoa, Chordata, Actinopteri, Cypriniformes, Leuciscidae. The coding region runs from base 269 to 829 and encodes 186 amino acids.
GAAACUUUUCGAAAAGGUGGAGUCAGGUUACAAACUCUCUGGUAACCAAACGCGAAAAGAGGGAGAAGAAAACGCUUCAAUUAUUCACACCAGCGGCUCAGACCCAACACAUACCUGUUGGACACAUUUUACCGGUCUUAUAAGAUAGUUGUAAGCCUUAUCCUUGUGUUGGUUGUUUAUUGGCUGUCAGUGUGUUUAGAUGGAGGUUUGAAGAACGAAAGUUACUCUUUAGACGCCCAGUAUCCGGUUGAAAUAGGCGAGAGACAUCAUGGACUCGUUCAGCACCAAGAACCUCGCCCUUCAGGCCCAGAAGAAGCUCAUGAGCAAGAUGGCGACCAAGACGAUGGCCAACCUGUUCAUAGACGACACCAGCAGCGAGGUACUGGACGAGCUGUACCGGGUGACCAAAGAGUACACGCGAAACCGCAAGGAGGCCCAGAAGAUCAUCAAGAACCUCAUUAAGAUGGUGGUCAAGCUGGGCGUCCUCUACCGCAACGGCCAGUUCAACAACGAGGAGCUCGCGCUGGUCGAGCGCUUCCGGAAGAAAGUGCACACGCUCGCGAUGACGACCGUUAGCUUCUACCAGAUCGACUUCACCUUCGACCGGCGCGUCAUGAGCAACUUACUCAACGACUGCCGCGAACUGCUUCACCAGGCCAUUAACCGGCACCUGACGGCCAAAUCCCACGGCCGGAUCAACCACGUCUUCAAUCACUUCUCCGACUGCGACUUUCUCGCGGCGCUGUACGGACCUUCGGAAGUGUAUCGCGGCCACUUGCAGAAGAUCUGCGAAGGAGUCAACAAGAUGCUGGACGACGGGAAUCUCUGAUGACCAAAUUAUCCGAGCGUUUUCUUCAA